Molecule: messenger RNA, 517 nt
Organism: Trichosurus vulpecula (common brushtail)
Lineage: Eukaryota; Metazoa; Chordata; Mammalia; Diprotodontia; Phalangeridae
Product: zinc finger protein 3-like
Exons: 1
Source: RefSeq, a predicted model, not a curated record
GAGAAACCUUAUGAAUGUAAUCAAUAAGGAAAGACUUUUACAUGGAAAUGUGAUCUUGUUACACAUGAAAGAAUUCACACUGGAGAGAAACUGUAAGAAUGUAGUCAGUGCAGAAAGACUUUUACAUGUAAGCGCAGUCUUGUUAAACAUAGAGCAAUCCACACUGGAGAAAUGCCUUAUAUAUGUAAUCAAUGUGGAAAUGGUUUUACACAGAGAAUUGGUGUUUGUUAUUGCUCAUCAGAGACCCCACACUGGUGAGAAACCUUUUGAGUGUACCCAGUGUAGAAAGGCUUUUAAACAGAAGGCCUCUUUUACUAAACAUCAGAGAAUCCACACUGGAGAGAAACCUUAUGAAUGUAAUCAAUGUAGAAAAGCUUUUAAAUGCAAGGAAAGUCUUGUUACACAUCAGAGAAUCCACACUGGAGAGAAACCUUAUGAAUGUAAUCAGUGUGGAAAGGUUUUUAUAACAAACACUACUCUUAUUCAACAUGAGAGGAUCCACACUGGAGAGAAACCU